GCGAAAAAUUAAAAUGUCCUCGAAAAGACCAAAGAUAUUCCUUCCGACAAUGUCAGCUGAAAACAAAAUUGAAAGUAUCCGCGCCUUUGAAUUUGUUUAUUUUUCGUUGAAGUUCCAAGGAAUGGUUAUUACGGAAGACUAUCGUCUGCGGCACAAAAUACACGUUGUUACCAAUUAUGUCCUUACAAAUAUUUGCCACUAUUCCACGUUUAUCAUUCAGCUGUUUUAUGUGAGUAAUUUGAGGGAGUUAUUGGGGAAUGUUCCUAUGAAUCUUUGUGUGACAACCUGCUCCAUCAAGUUCUUCGUGAUCCUGAGGCUGAGACCCAGUCUCAUUGAAAUCAAUCGACAGCUGGAACGCCUUGACAGUCGACCUAUGACGGACAGGCAAAAGGAUAAAUUAACAAAAGUAAUCAACUUUUGCAGGAUGAUUUCACAGAUUGUUAUCGUGUUCUAUCUGGGGGUGAAUUCAAUGUAUGCCAUUGCUGCCGCGCUUUCUCAUCGUACGAAGCUGGGAUUUGAAUCUUGGUUCCCCUAUGACUGGAGGAAGAACGCAUUUCGAUACUGGGUCUCAUUGCUCAUACAGACAAUUUUUCAGCUCCAAUUGUCCCUGGAACAGGUAGCAAAUGAUUUCCUCAGAGCCUUGUAUCUUUGUGUACUAAGCGCGCAUCUACAAAUAAUCAUGGAACGUUUUGCAGAGAUUCAUUAUGAUCCAGAGAAAACGGAGGAGGAAAGUUUCCAAGACUUCAUACAAUGUUUAGAGGAUCAUCGGAUUAUAAUGGAUAUCUUCAAAAUAAUAGAGAACAAUCUCUCCUUUACAAUUUUCUUUCAAUUCAUCGCAUCCAUUCUUGCAUUUUCAACCUCGGGUGUGAUAUACCUCAGAUUUUCGCCAACGUUGGCCGAAACUACGGCAAUAUUCAUACUCAUGUUAGCGGAAAUAACCGAGGUUUUUCCAUCCUGCUACUAUUCAAAUAAGUUUAUGGAAAAGACGGAUCAGAUGGUUUUUAUGCUCUACUCGUCAAAUUGGAUGGACCUAUCACCAAGAUUCCGGAAGCAUCUUAUCAUAUUCAUGCAGAUGACGCAGGAGAAAAAAGUUAUCUUGGCUGGAAAACAGAUACCGAUCACUUUGGCUACUUUCAUGUCCGUAAUGAAGGCUAUGUACACGGUAUUAAUGAUCAUGAGCCCAUCGGAGUAAUAUGGAUGUCUUUGACGAAAAAGGAUGUGAUUUGCGUU
Molecule: messenger RNA, 1230 nt
Organism: Hermetia illucens (black soldier fly)
Lineage: Eukaryota; Metazoa; Arthropoda; Insecta; Diptera; Stratiomyidae
Product: odorant receptor 33a-like
Exons: 3
Coding region: 14-1192 (392 amino acids)
Biological process (GO): detection of chemical stimulus involved in sensory perception of smell; sensory perception of smell
Cellular component (GO): plasma membrane
Molecular function (GO): odorant binding; olfactory receptor activity
Source: RefSeq, a predicted model, not a curated record